AAGUACCCACAUACGACACGUCAACAUCUCAUCGCACAACAACAACAACAACAACAACAUGUCUCGGUACCCAUCGCGCGCCUUCAUACUGGUCCUCCUCGCCGUUGCCAUGACGACGAUGGUGGCGGGAAACAACGUGUGUCGUGUGGCGAGGUUCACGACUCAGAUGACGGUGAACGGCAGAGUGAGGGACGUGGAAGCCGGGGAGUGCAUCGUGCGGGACAACUACCGCAUACGGCCCAAGUUUAGCGGAUAUGACGCAACCGAGCACGAAUUCCUCCAGAACAGCUUCCGGGUCGACGACCAAGAGUGCUGCUGCAGAGUGAAUCGGUUCGUGCCCAGAACCGUCCGGUUUGGCUCCACCGUCAUCCAGUAUAAGGACAUCCGCAGCUGCAGCUGUCAGCCGUGCUGAGUCCGUCGGCGUGCGUGUCCGUCUUGUGAACGGUCGUCGCCGUUUGAAACGGUCGUUACAAUUUGAAACGGUCGUCGCCAUUUCAAACGGUUUUUACAAUUUGAAACGGUCGUCGCCUUUUGAAACGGUCAGUUACAAUUUGAAACGGUCGUUACAAUUUGAAACGGUCAUUGCCAUUUGAAACGGUCAUUGCCAUUUGAAACGGUCGUCACAUUUUGAAACGGUCGUUACAAUUUGAAACGGUCGUCGCUGUUUAUAACGGUCGUCGCCGUUUUAAACGGUCGUUACAAUUUCAGACGGUCGUCACCUUUUGAAACGGUCGUCGCCAUUUGAAAUGGUCGUCGCUAUAAUGGUCGAAGCAAAAAAAGUACAUAA
Messenger RNA from Branchiostoma floridae (Florida lancelet), 787 nucleotides. RefSeq lists its product as uncharacterized. The transcript is spliced from 2 exons. The coding region runs from base 59 to 412 and encodes 117 amino acids. Lineage: Eukaryota; Metazoa; Chordata; Leptocardii; Amphioxiformes; Branchiostomatidae. The record is from RefSeq and is a predicted model, not a curated record.